This is a messenger RNA of Triplophysa rosa, 1725 nucleotides long. RefSeq lists its product as uncharacterized. Lineage: Eukaryota; Metazoa; Chordata; Actinopteri; Cypriniformes; Nemacheilidae. Gene Ontology annotation, molecular function: zinc ion binding. The record is from RefSeq and is a predicted model, not a curated record. The transcript has 8 exons. The coding region runs from base 403 to 1725 and encodes 440 amino acids.
UUACCAACAAUGUGAUCUUGAUAACUUGAUAUUUUGAGUGAUUUUUGUCAGGGAUGAUAUCGGAGUCAAAAGCAGUUUUACCAAAUUUAUUUCCACAACAAUUCACACCCAGAAGUGGCACCAACUUAACUCCAUACAAGACGGAAUUUAGGAGAAACCGGGGCUGGGAAAAAAUGGCUCGAGCGCUCGGCCGAAAACAGUGGAAAAGGAGGUAAGUGUAGUCCGUAUGUCACAAUAGGUGGUACUAGUGAGGCGUCUCCUAAGGGAGAGGCGUGAGACAAAAAGUUCCGUACAAGAGGGUGAGGAAGAGUCUGCAACAAGUGGCGUUAAUCCAAAAGUCCCGUUUGCCGGUAAUAAGUAGAGAAUCCUCCACGGAGAUGAAGAUCGAUCAACCGAAGCUGAAUGUCCGAACCCGUACCCACGGCGGAAGAAGAUAGCACAGCCACCCAGGUGUCUUUGACUCUUGGUGAAGAGAAGUCCAGCAGGGAUAACUCCCCUAUGGCAGAGAGCUUGCAACAGUCUUCCAAGAAUGCUCUGGGUGAGGUCAAGCAGCCGUGGUCGCUGGGUAAACAAGGCAGAAAAUGCAGACACCCGGUAGUGGUAACGGCACUGGAGCCAGACAGGUCAAUGGUGGUACUGAAAGAUUCAAGUCCUGUUGAGCGGAUUCAACACAGCUGCACAUGUGUUGCUGGAACAACAUUAUGCAACCACUGUGUUGCUUUGCUGUUCCAGUCAGCACAUUACUCACAGCUGAAUGUGCCGGCGGUCCCUCCUGUGCUAAGCAGUACUGAAGGAGAACAGCAGUGGCAUAAGCCCAGAACUUUGGGUAUAAAGCCAGGCCCUGUGGAAAAGAUGGUUGUGCUGUCUGCUAAACCAAAGUGUAGAGCAACAACAGAGAGAGUAAGGAGCACACUCUACAAAGGCCUGAGUGGAGAUAUGCCUGAUCUAUCUGUCCUUCAGAACAUGAAAGAACAGUUGACAUUCCUCAAAGCCGUCCCUCUGGAUCCUUUUUACAUCAGAGUCGUCCCACUGAAUCUCCCUCACGCAGCCGGAGGAGUCGUCCCACUGAAUCUCCCUCACGCAGCCGGAGGAGUCGUACCACUGAAUCUCCCUCACGCAGCCGGAGGAGUCGUACCACUGAAUCUCCCUCACGCAGCCAGAGGAGUCGUACCACUGAAUUUCCCUCACGCAGCCAGAGGAGUCGUACCACUGAAUCUCCCUCACGCAGCCAGAGGAGUCUCCCUAUCAGGUAGACAGUGGAGUUCAGACUCAGAUUCUCAGUCUCGUGAUAAAAACAUGAAGAAAAAUGGCAGUAAAAGUGACGGCCAGAGUACGAGAGGUUUAGAGAGAGGUCUGAGGCAGAUUAGUCACCCACCAUCUCAAUUCAACAGGAAGAGGUCCUUGAGUACAGAUCUGUCAAGUUGGGGGAAAAGACGGUGCAUGCCAUACCAAAACAGUGACACCAGGGAAAGAUCAGAGAAUGCACGCUCCAAAGUUUCAACCCCUAAAUUGAAGACAUCAAACUUUCCUCUGUCAGAGGAAAAAUUCCAGAAGAAAGUGCUUCAGAUGCUCAUAGAAAUUAGAGAUCUGGUAAAAAUUGUUACGACAUCCCCUGAUGGAACAACUUUUAAGGUCAAGCCAGCCAUCACCAAAAAGGACUAUGAAGAAUUGGAGAGUCGUCUGUCAGAUGAUAAAGAGACAGCAGCCUUGGUAAGCUUUAAAUGA